Molecule: messenger RNA, 837 nt
Organism: Leptinotarsa decemlineata (Colorado potato beetle)
Lineage: Eukaryota; Metazoa; Arthropoda; Insecta; Coleoptera; Chrysomelidae
Product: acetylcholine receptor subunit beta-like 2
Biological process (GO): monoatomic ion transmembrane transport
Cellular component (GO): postsynaptic membrane
Molecular function (GO): acetylcholine-gated monoatomic cation-selective channel activity; transmembrane signaling receptor activity
Source: RefSeq, a predicted model, not a curated record
GAUCUGAAACAUAUGGAUCAAAUUUCCGGAAGCAAUAUAGUCAAAGUAGGAAUCGAUCUGUCUGAAUUCUACUUGUCAGUGGAAUGGGAUAUUUUAGCAGUGCCCGCAACAAGAAAUGAGGAGUACUAUCCUUGUUGUAGUGAGCCUUAUUCAGAUAUCACCUUCAAGAUAACGAUGCGCCGCAAAACCUUAUUCUAUACAGUCAACCUAAUCAUCCCCUGUGUCGGGAUUACAUUCCUGACUGUUUUGGUGUUCUACUUGCCUUCAGACUCAGGGGAGAAAGUAACGCUUUGUGUGUCGAUUCUGCUCUCCCUAACGGUGUUUUUCCUUCUCCUCGCCGAGAUUAUUCCCCCAACUUCGUUGGCUGUGCCCUUGUUGGGGAAGUAUUUACUCUUCACUAUGAUUUUGGUCACAUCGUCGAUUUGGGUCACAGUUUGCGUUCUCAAUGUGCAUUUUAGAUCUCCGUCAACACACAAAAUGUCACCAAUAUUUAGGAAAAUAUUCCUUCACUUUAUGCCAAAGCUUCUGAUUAUGAGACGUACAAAAUAUUCUCUGCCAGAAUAUGACGAUUCGCAGCCACCCAGAGGAUAUACGAAUGAUAUGGAAAUACAGCUCAACAUGGGGGAACCUUUCACAACUGAUUUUAAAAUAACUACUAGGGAGCCGAGUUUUGUUCUUCAAAACAACGAACAAGAAGAUGCCAAAAUGAAAGCUCACUCUUCCAUGACAGGAUCAUCAAACAUGACCCCUAAAAUGUUAUCUGAGAAUGUGCUGGCAGCAUUCCAAGGAGUAAGGUUCAUCGCUCAACAUAUUCGUGAUGCAGAUAAGGACAAUGAG